Globicephala melas (long-finned pilot whale) is the source of this 10432-nucleotide messenger RNA. It is a transcript of the gene SLC66A2, whose product is annotated as solute carrier family 66 member 2. Gene Ontology annotation, cellular component: endosome; trans-Golgi network. The record is from RefSeq and is a predicted model, not a curated record. Gene Ontology annotation, biological process: phospholipid translocation; retrograde transport, endosome to Golgi. Lineage: Eukaryota; Metazoa; Chordata; Mammalia; Artiodactyla; Delphinidae.
CGGGGCCCGGCGCUCGGACAGACAGAAGGAGGGUGGACUGACCGCUGGGAGCCGCCGGCGCGGGCCCCGCGACGGAGGACGGCUCAGGGCAGCGGCGGCAUGUGAGGGUGACAGCGCGCGCGCCAGGAGCCCGAGAGCGCGGAGCGCGCGUGGGCCAGGUGGACGUCAGCCUGCCGGCGGGGCCGCCGGGCGCUCGGGAUGGACGCCGAAGGCUUGGGUUGGCUUUUGGUCCCGCUGCAGCAGCUGGUUUCCUGGGGGGCAGCUGGGGCCAUGGUCUUCGGAGGGGUGGUGCCGUACAUCCCGCAGUACAGGGACAUCCGGAGGACUCAGAACGCCGAGGGCUUCUCGACCUACGUAUGUCUGGUGCUCCUGGUGGCCAAUAUCUUACGAAUCCUCUUCUGGUUCGGGAGGCGCUUCGAGGCGCCGCUGCUCUGGCAGAGCGUUGUCAUGAUCCUGACCAUGCUGCUGAUGCUGAAGCUCUGCACCGAGGUCCGCGUGGCCAACGAGCUGAACCUGAAGCGCCGGGUCUUUGCAGCUGCAGAUAAUAAAGAUGAAGCCAGAGCCCCCCCCAGGCGGUCAUAUCUGGACCUCGACCCCCAGCACUUUUGGCACUGGGACAGCUUUGGGGACUACGUGCAGUGUGUCCUGGCCUUCACCGGUGUGGCGGGCUGUGUCACCUACCUGUCCAUCGACUCGGCCCUUUUCGUGGAGAGCCUGGGCUUCCUGGCCGUGCUGACCGAGGCCAUGCUGGGCAUGCCGCAGCUCUGCCGCAACCACCGCCACCAGUCCACGGAGGGCAUGAGGACCCAGCAGCCGGACCCUGUUUUCCUUUGCAGAGGGACACUCUUACCACCAGGGGAUUGGGACGCCUGGCAGGAGUAAACGUCUAGGAUUUCCACCCUCCUCUGCUAUCACGGGUGGUGGUGGGGCUGCCUUUUUUUCUGUUUUGUUUGGAGUAGAGCAGUUAUUGGCUAAAGUUGCCUAUUCUGCCAGGCUGCACCCUUCCUGGUCUUUUGCACAGAGAACACCCUGUUCCUGGGGCCUCCUGGCAUUUCCUGCUUCUUCAGCUCCAAGUCUGGCAUUCCUGUGGCCUUUUCCCCACCUUUGAGAGUCUUGUGUCUCUGUGUAAUGUCCAGGGUGUAUGGGGGAGGAACAGGGAGACGAUUCUGUCUUCCAAGAAGCUGAAGUUUGUGUCACACCUGAUUUUAACUAACCCUUUGUUUUUGUGUGCGAUCCUCUUAUCUUGGGUAUGGGACACAUGACUGCAGCUGUCUUUUAAAAGGCUGACCUUCUAAACCUCCUUUUAUCUGACCACCGUCUCCAUGUUUCUCCAGAAACAUCCUUGCCAUCUGACAGUGAUGCACGGAUGUUUUAAUUUGCCCAGCUCAUCUACUUGACUGACAGCCUUGAAGGCAAGGACUGUAUCCUGUUUCUUUCUUUCCCCAGCACCUGACAGUGUGCUUGGAAAAUUACAGCAGUUCAGUUCAGUAAAUAUUUAUUGAAUGAACUCAUGAAGGACUAAAAUAGUUGAUACUCGAAAUCACUUUCGGGAAAGUGAGAACACUUGGGGAAGCAGGUAUGAAUGUGGAAGAUUUACCAGUGUGGGUACCUAGCUGAUCGGGCUAGUUCUUGGAGAAUUUGUGCACAACAGCAAAAGUUGCAGAAGGCCCCAGUGGGAAUUGUCCCUGGUGGGGCUGUGGUGACUCAGCCAGCAAAGGCAGUGUUGGAAAGACGCCAGGCCGCACCACAGAGGUCUGUGCUGCUCUGCAGAAGCGCGGCCGUGGGCGUGGCCAUCCCCCUUCCUGUCUCAGGGUGACCUCGGGAGUGACAGGAUGCGCAGAAGGCCCUGGUACCUGGGGCGUUGGACCUGAAAGGAGGAAGCCCGGGUGGUGCACGUGCUCCUGAGGUUCUGACUUUAGGGCGGAAAGGAUGCGUGUGGUCAUCAGCCUUUGGUGACCGCAGCUCCUCUCCCCCAGUGCCCUCCCCCCAACAGACCACCCGCCUGCCUGGUGGCACUGGGUAAAGGAGACAGAAGGCAAAGGCGGAAGGGAAGGGAAGGAGACUGCGGUCAGUGCCGCGAGCAGGUCGCAAGAAGGCCCGGCUGCGCGGGGACGAAGACCCGCUCCAUGCCAGCCGGCGGGGCCCGAGCAGGGCCCGGAGCCAGCGGAGGGGGGCAGUCUCUGUCACGGACAUGGGCACGGGCCGCUAAUUCAAUCAGCUUGGAGUGCAGGGUCCUCUCAAGAGCCCCACUCGUCCUCGUUAAGACGACUAACCUAAUCGUGGGCCCUGCCGCUCAGAGCCGGCUCUGGGUGGAGGUGUGAUUAGGUUAGGGGCCUGUUCAGCGUUGCUGUCGUGGCAGGGCUCCGUGGGAGGGUCUGCAGGGCCAGGCCGCUGGGGGCCUCUGCGUGUGGUGUGGGGUGGCGUGUCCUACAGGUGACCGGAGGUGACGGGAGGGUCACAGGUUCUCUGCUCAGCUGGAGUUAACAGAGAGGUGACCUUGCUCUGUGUGUAUUUAAAGGGCCAACACCCUUUUUCUUAGCCGUGAGCACAGACUGAGUGCUGAGAAAGAGAGUGAGUACAGGGCUGGAGCCUGGUUACAGUUUUGUUUCCUGUAAAAUUUGUGCUUCUUCGAAGAAGUCUGUGUAAGAGAAACUCUAAGGUAAAGGAAUUUUCACGCAUUGAUGGAUUAAACCUGAAGCAGGUGCGUAAACAGUGCAACGCCGGCACAGGCUUCUCCCAGCGCAGCUCACGGGCACCCGGGCCUCCGCGCGUCCCUCUCCUGGGUCUUCCCUCAGCCCCACCGCGGUCUCUGCUCCAUCCCUGCCAAGCUCCGUUUUGUCACUUUGUCCCCAGGGUGGGGCCUUCUUUCCUUGCUCAGUGACGUGUCUUCAGAACAGCUUGGCUGUCACACGUCAGCAAAUCCGAUUCCACGAUCCUGAAAAUGAGACUCUUAGGUUUCCCUGUGCAGCCCGGGCUGGUCUGACCUGCGUCUGACCCUUCCCUCGUCCCCAGGGCCAGCACGAUGCCACCCGUGUGUUCAGGGAGCCUGGAUGCCCGCUGGAGCCUGAGCUGUGGCGAGCAUGGUUGCCCCCGAGUGUCCAGCCUGUCACGUUGUAGCCUGAUUCCUACGGGGCGGAUCGCGGGCCCCUGGGUGGGGCGAGGAGGGUGGGGCUGUGAGGAAAGCGCCCCUUGCGCUUUCCACAUCCCGGCCUGGAAGAGAGAGGCUGGGGCUCCCUGUGUGCACUUAGCAGGGUCGGUUCAGCCCAGGUUCAGACCAGAACUUGCCCCGACACAGGACCCUCCGGCCGGCUGCAUGGUCAGCCCCCCUCGGCAUGGACACAGGAGCCUCCUGAGGUUGGUUGCUCCCGUCCCAAGCAGAGGACCAGAGGCCUUCCUCCCUCUCCUGCACCCAGGCCCGGACUCAGGACUUGGUCUCAGGGCUGCCUCUGCCCCUCGUCCCCACUUCCCAGCAGCCGCUCUGCGUGGCCUGACCCAGCGUCCUCAGGCAUCCAUCCAGGGAGCCCGCCGGGAGGGCUGCUUCACCCCCUGACCUUCUCUGAUGGAGAAGCCCUGGACCCGCUGGGAUUUGGGAUUCUCAGAGCCCUGUGGUCAGGGCCACCACAGAUCUGCUGCAGACACUCAGCCUCAACUUGCUUCAGACAGAAGACCGUCAGGAGGUGUAAGAAGGGAGGGGCUGUGAGGUCCUGUCUGAGGGCCAGCUUCAUCUCCUGUGGACCUGCUUGGAAGGGCCUACCCAUGACGCCUUUAGAGGGUGUGAGCCCACGCGCACAGGUGUGUGCACACGCUCACAUGCACACACUCGCACAAACGCACAGAUUCUCAAACACACACAUGCACAUAUGCUCACACACACACAUGCACACACUCAUUUUCACACACGUACAUUUCUUGGAGGAAAUGCAAGAGAUACUUGAUGAUUUCCCUUUACAAAAUGUUGAGUGACUGUUGCUUCUGAACCAGUACGAGAAAGUGCUGUCGCUUUUGAAAUCAUGUUACUAAUUAGUGCGGAAGUUCCCUCCUCCUUCCUCCGCGUUUUGGCCGGAUCGGAAGAUGUUCCCCAACAAGUAAUUACUGGAGAGCCUGGGGGCGGGUGGGACUGGAAGAGGAGGCCAGCUGUGGGGAAAACCAUCCGGGAACCGGUUACGAUUGAGGAGGGGGAGGGGCAGGCGGGAAGCCCGGGAGCGAGCAGGGGCCACGAGAGGAGGUCGUGUGUAGGCGCGUGCGUGUGUGCGUGCGCGGCCCCCGUGGUAUGGUGGGGAUGCCCCAGCCCGCUGCCUUGUCCCAGCGGGGACACUUCCUGCCUUGACGGAAAGCGUCCGGGAAGUGUCCACCUGGUCCGGCUCCGGCGUUGCCCUUGAACCUGGAGCUGGGCGCCUGGAGCCUUGCCUUGGCUGCUCGGGAAUCAGGGUGGCGUCUCCCCCGGGGGCCGCACGUACGUCACUUCUCAGCCCCCACUCAUCUUCCUCUGUCGUCCUUGACACGUAAUCAGCCCACAAUGGUGUGAGCGGAGAAUGCCAUGCACGUGGUAACAGCGCACGCCUGGGCUCCCACACACGCUUCUCCGCCACAGUACACACACGCACACGCCACACACCCCUGCACAUGUGCGCACACGCCACACCCAGGGUCCAGUCGAUGGACGAGGAGGGCUGGAAUUAGAAUUCAGCAAAAGCCCUGGAACUUAAAAGAAAAAAAAACUUCCUUGAGAUGUAACCUGUCACACCAUCGCCAUUUAAAGUACGCAAUUCAGUGGAGUUUAGGACUUCCAAAGAGUUGUGCAGCCGUCACCACAAUCUAAUUUUAGGACAUUCUCGUCACCCAGGAAGCAGCCUCACACCCAUCAGUACUCCCCGUUUCCCCCACCCUCGCCGCCAGGCCUGGGCAACCACUGGUCUGCUUUCCGUCUCUGCGGCUCUGUGCUCAGGGCACGUCAUGUAAAUGGAAUCAGACGAUGCGAGGUCCUUCGCUGCGUUCACUCUGCAUAAUGUUCCCAAGGUCCGUCCACGUACGAUCUGUCAGCGUCCAUCUUUUCUAAGGUUGGAUAAUAUUUCAGUGUGCGGACAGAUCAGGUUUUGCUUAUGUCUUCUUCAGCUGGUAGACAUUUGGGUUUGACAUCUUUUCGGCUGUUGUGAAAGUGCUUCUGUGAACAUUUGUGUACCAGUUUCUGUGUGGAUGUAUGUUUUCCUUUGUCUUGGAAUACACCUAGCAGUGGGAUUGCUGAGUUGGUGGCUGCACCAUCUUCUGUCCCCACCAGGGGUGUUCGGGGGUUCUGGCUUUUCCACACCCUCACCAACGCCUGUUACCCUCUGACCCCUUGAUUGUAGCCAUCCUCGUGGGUGUGAAGUGGGAUCUCCUGUGGCUUUGAUUUGCGUUUCUCUGGUGACUAAUGACAUCAAACACCUUUUCCUGUGAUUAUUGGCCAUUUAUGCGUUUUCUUUAGAGAAAGGUCUAUCCAGAUUCUUUGCCCAUUUAAAAAUUUGGUUAGCUGUCUUUCAUUAUUGAGUUGUAGAGAUCUUUAACUGUUCUUACAGAUACAUGAUUUGCAGAUAUCCUCUCCCGCUGUGUGCUGGCUUUUCACGCUGCAGCACAAGAUUUGACUUUGAUGGAGUCCAAUGGAUCUUUUUUAAAAACUGCUAUGCUUUGGAUGUCACACCCGAGAAACCAUUGUUUCUUGUGACCCACGGUCACAAAGACCUACUCCUGUGGGAUGUGUUCUGGGUAGGGUUUGAAUUUCGGGGAGCUUUGGAUAGGCGGACAGGAGGGUAGGUGUGGCCCGGGCCGGGAGGUGGGAAUGAGGCGCGGCCGGGGAGGUGUGUGGGCUGCUGGCGGGGCCGGGGUAGGCGCAGGGGUGAGGCUCUCACCUCGUGGGCACUGGCCGGGCGGAGGCUUUCUGGACGGCCGGAUGGGGCGAGGAUGAGGUGAGAGGUAUUUUAGGAAUAGUCAUCUGCCUGCUCACUUGGGGAGGAAACAUGCUGGAGCCAAGAAUGAGGUACCGGGGGCCCGGAUUAAAAUAGCACGAGGGCGGGGAGGGCCAGGCAUUUGAGGCAGCAGCUGGGGUGGGGCCCGGUGUGAGGGGGGACCUAGAAAACGGAAUCCAGCUUCCCGGCGCCCCCUGAGCUGGAGGAAUGCAGCCUGGGGACAGUCUCCCCUCCCACCCAGACCGGCUUCUGCAAGGUUCUCUGAGCCCUGCGCCCCCCGCAUCACUGGAGCCCUGGGCCAGCUGAGCCCUCUGUCGAGGAGGGGUCUUCCUGGAGACCCAGCCGUGCGCAGCAGGCGAGCUCCGGACGUGGUGUCCACGAGGACGUCCCUGGCCUGCUGGCCAGUGGUAGCCAAGCCUCGGGGCUCGCCCUGCCCGAUAGCUGUUGAGGGUAAAGGAUGACCUAACACCCGUGUGGGGAGAAUGGGCCUGGGCUCGGCACACGUCCACAGGGCACCGCAGGGUCUGGGGUGACCAGAGGGUGCGAGGCACGAGCUUGUAUGUCCAGAGCGCCCUGCACGAGGGCUCACGUCGCUCAGGCUGGCACUGGUCUGCUGCUUAGACGGGCCGGGAGCAGCCUGAUUAAUAUUUGCCCCGAGCCCUCAACACGUGGGGCUGCUGGUGGGGCCUGUCGGAUUCCUGCCCCCGGGGCGAGAGCUGACUGUGGGCCGGGCCCGGGGAGGCGCCUGGGCAGCUAAAAAUGUUCGUGUGCGUCAGGCAGGGCCCAGCUCUCUGCAGUGACCUCACGUCUCCACUUGUGGGGUGAAGGUGCACCUGUGCCUCCAGGGCCCAGACGGACACCAGCCCGGGCCAGGCUCCAGCUGUGCCUUCUGCCGCCCCCUCCCCAGCCCUUCCCACAGGGUAAGGCACUCGCUGUGUGCCCUUGGGCAAGCCACCCGACUUCUCUAUGCCUCAGCCUCUCCUCUGUGAAAGGGGCCGCACAGGCCACUCCGUGUUGUUUGUUUUUGGAGGGGGGGUCUUUGAGUCUCCUAUUAAGUUCGGGUGCCUCUGGGGGAGACUGGGCCUCAGCUCUUAAUUCUGUAAGAUGGAACUAGACUCAUUUAUGACUCGUUGGUUCUCUUCCUGUCUUCAUGGCCUUUUGUAGACAUAGCGGUUGCUUGGGGGAGCUUCUCCUUGAAAUGCUUGCUCUGUGGGUGUGGGUUUUCCUUUGAAAUGGAGGUGCUCCGAGCUGUGGAACGCUGGGAGCAGCCUCGCUGGCAGGCUGGGCAUCUCUGUAGCUCAGAUGGGUGGCUCCGGUCUGCCCAGGUGCCCGCAGCCUCCCGGUGCCACCCGGCCACACUGGUGCCCAGUCCCCCGGCGCACACCGCUCCCACCGCAGCUGUCACUCUGGGGCGUUUCUCCACCGUGUCAUGUGCAUCUCCCUCCCGCCCAGCCUCUGCAAUCCCCCCGGGGUUCUACGUGUGCAGGUUGACCCGAGCCACUGCUGGGCAGCCCCUGUGCUCCCACCUGCUGCUCUUUCCAGAUACCGCUGUGGGCGGCCCCUGUCCAGUCCCCUGUGUCCCCGGACCGUGAUGCAGUCACCUGCAGGCCAUUUUUCACACCACUAGUUCACUCUAAAAUUCCGAGUUGGUGCACCAGAGCAGGACAGAAUUCAGACGGAGAGAGAGGCACAACUUUGCGGCGACAGAUGCCACGGAGAAGGGAUGACAGCAGUGAGGCAUUCUCCCUGCUGCUCCUCAGCCAUCGUCCGGGGUCUACUAGGUCAGGUGUCCACAGGGACCAGUCAGCGAAGGCCAGCAAAACGUGGGACGGGGCACAGGGUGGCCAGUGAUGGAAUGCUGCUAAUCUCAGAUCUUUUCCACGAAGGGCCCGUCUUUCCCCUCGGGUGCAGCUACAAAUCCGGACGGGACGGAUGGAGCAGCUCUGGGUGCUGGAGCAGACGGAUUGACGUUUUGUUUUUUCACAUCUGCCAGCCUGGACUCCGGCGCAGCCCCAAGUCCAGAAUGGUGUGCUGGGUAGAGAGCUCCGAGAGAAGCCGCUCUGCCUGGUCUGAGGGGCAGGAAGGGCUCUCCUCCAGGACCUGCGGGGCACACCACCACCCAAGUCCCCGCCUGGCCACCAAGGGCUGCCCACACAGUGCAGAUACGAGUAGCGCCGCAGUGGUUUUGAAAACUGAGCAGAAAUUGAGCCGUAGCCCCUGAAAACCACCCAGAACUUGCAGCUUGAACUCAACUCAACCGCGUCGGUUCCCUGGUAGAACAUAAAACACGACGUUCUCCACAGGACUGAAGCAAGACAGUCUCCUUAUGGAACGUUAAAAACGUCUAGGAUAUAAACCCAAGUUCCUCACCACGAAGAAUAGGAAAAUCUCAGCAACUCUCAAAAGACGAUCAACAGACAACAAAGAAUCGAGAAACAGUCAACUAAGGUGACAGAUACUGGAAUUAUCAGAUUUUCAAGGCACUGGUGUAACUGCUCUAAAGGGCAACGGCAGACGCUCUUUAAAUCAAUGCAAAGACGGACCAUCUCAGGAGAGAAAUAAAAGCUGUAAGAAAAGCCAGCCCGAAAUUUUUAACUUGAAAAUACAGUAGCUAAAUAAAAACUACACUUCAGUAGUUCAGUAGCAGAAUGGUGACGACACAGGACGGAUUAAUGAACUUGAAGAUCAGUGAAAGUCUGAACAACAGAGAAAAAAUCGGGGGAAAAAAAGAGAACAGACUCAGGGACAGCACCAUGAAAUCUAACAUUCGUGUCGCCUGAGCCCACAGGAGAGGGGAAGGACUGGUGCAGAAGAGAAUGCCGGAGAAAUAACGGCUGAAGACCUCCCAAACUUGAUGCAAGAUCACCGUACAGCUUUAAGAUGUUCAGCAAGUCCCAAACAUGCAUCACAUCACAAACUGCUAAAAACCAAAGUCAAAUAAAUGUGGAAAGCCAGAGAAAAAGGACUGAUGAUAUAUAACAACCUGGAGUUUUAAAUGCAGAGUUAGGUAUCAGCUAAUUAAAAACAGAAGUCUUCAAACGCCACGUGAGUCAACGCGACAAGCCAAGCGAGACGCGCUGGGCUGUUCAGAUGGGUGGGCCGGCUGCAGGGUCGACGGGAGCCAACCUGCUGGGCCUCCCCGUGCCCUGAGUCAUUCUCCUGAUUAAGGAUCACGGGAGCCUCCAGACGCUGUGGGUGCAGGUCAGGGGAGCUGUCCACUUCCUGUCCCGGUUCUGCACGGUCGGGCUGACACUCCUGUGGGCAGAGCAGGGGACAUGGACAUCCCUGCACUGGGCCACGGGCUCCUCGCCUGGUUUUACUGAUAAGAGCUGACCUGGGGUCGGAGGUCGCCCAGCUCUGGGGUGAACCGGGGCCACCUCAGGGGCGCAAAGUGCCCGCCCUACCUGGGGCACAGACGGCUUCCAGCCUGGUGUCAUCCUGUCCCUGAGGGUCCUCACCUCCUCCCUGUGACAGGCGGCCCCCCCUCAAGCCGUGGUCUGGUUUAGUGAGCCACGCAGUGUGUGCCUGCUGUGGGAGUGGGUCUGAUUUAAACACUUUAUGCAGGAAAACAUGAUGGUGCUCAUGCCCGUUACCUGGCAACCAGGCGUUAGAUGCCGUGUGUGGAGAGGUGUGUGCAGACGUGAGCGAUAGAUGACACGGGGCCGCUCUGUGCCACACGGACCGAUCUCAGACUUUGGGAGUGGCACCGAUGACCAGGAAUGGAAUCGCCCUCAGGCUGUCUUUUGAGUGAGGGGCCUGGCCUGGAGGGGAUUCCCAGGAGAAGCCCGCAUCACCCUGCUUCGCCCGGCAGCCUCUGCUUUCCUGCUUAGCACCCCUGGGUGCAGGUGUGGGGGGCAGAGGGCCGCCCCUCCCAGGCCAGUUCUCGUGCUGCAGGGUCAGCCUGUGGGACGCGGCAUGAGGAGGUGGUGGUCUUCCCUCUCCCGUCUGAGGCCACAGCGUGUCUCCCGAGGGACACACACCUGAUGUGCCUGCAGCCAGGAAGGAUGGGACGUUUGUGAGGCCGUGUGGGCUCGGCCCCUGUGCCAGCCCCUCCCCUGCUCUGGAGAGCUGAGGCUGCUCCUGCCGAAGGGCCUUCCUGUCCUUGCGGCCAUGCACGCAGUGGCUUCAUGGCCAGGACAGGAGGCCUCGCAUGUCCCCUGGCCCCUGGAUUAUGACCCCUGACCACUGAGUUAUGUCUCCUGACCCUGGGUUAUGUCCCCUAAGCACUGGGUUAUGUCCCCUGACCCCUAGAUUUUGGCCCCUGACCCCUGGAUUAUGUCCCCCGACCCAGGGGUCGUGACCCCUGAUCCAUGGUCUGUGAGCCCUGACCACCGUUCGUGUCUCCACAGCAUCAAGAUGGUCCUCAUGUGGACGAGCGGCGACACCUUCAAGACGGCCUACUUCCUGCUGAACGGCGCGCCCCUGCAGUUCUCAGCGUGCGGCCUGCUGCAGGUGCUGGUGGACCUGGCCAUCCUGGGGCAGGCCUACGUGUU